Messenger RNA from Cooperia oncophora, 1302 nucleotides. The record is from the annotation of a GenBank genome assembly. Lineage: Eukaryota; Metazoa; Nematoda; Chromadorea; Rhabditida; Trichostrongylidae.
AUGGGAUUCCCGCGUCCAUUCCCGCACAAAUUAGCCACACUUCGUCAGGAGAUUGUUGAAAUUUUCCAUGAAGCCCGUUGUAUGCAGUUCAUCAAAACGGCGGCCAAUCACGUUAGACAACAUAUUGCUGCAAACAAGGAGAAUCAGGAAGCACUCGACGUUGAAAAUGAGGUGACAAAAGCACUGGUGGAAGUGAGCGAAGGUCGGGAACCUCUCACAAAUUGCAGUGUGACGAAGGAAGCCCUAGCUAAGGCUGCCGAAGCUGUGCAUUCAUUGCGACCGGACACGUUUGAUAUUCGCUUCAAUCCGGGACGUUUCUCACAACCACAGCCGCAGAAUUCUUACUUGACUACGCAAUUACCGGAAUUUGUGGCUAGUUGUGUAGAUGCCACUGUUACUCCCAUUGAUGGUGAAAGUCUAAAUGACUGGUCCGACUCCUACAUGGUCCCGUUAGCCGUAACUGAGCUUGUGUCGCGCUGCGCAAAGCACGUACUAAGACAGUACAUGAAUACAUUGCCGCAGGAGCAGUUAGGAUGCGCAAUCGCUCAUCUUCUCAAUGCAGUGUUUGGAAAUUUGUCGUCUGACCAUGCAUCUGGUGGAAAUGCUGAGAGGAAUACGAAACGGAACAGCAAGAAGACCAAGAAAGCGUCUGCAAGCGGAGAAUGGGCGUCUGUUAAUACGAAAGAGUUCUGGAAUGCUCUUUGUCAAGAAGCCAAAAACUAUUAUGCAUUUGAUCUCAAGGUUGAUUGUGUCGACUCGGUCGCGGAGCAAUAUGGUGUGCAGAAGAUUUCAUUGUUACGUCGUUUGUGUAGCACGCUGGGAAUCCAGUUAGUGAAUAGGGACUAUCAGCUUGACACUUUGCCUACACGUGCCCGUCAGCCGUUCUCUGAAGAUGAUAUCCAGAACUUGAUUCCUGUGACUAAGCAUAGACAGCCAUGCGCAAGCGAUGCUAAGAAGCUGUUCACUCGUGGUCAACAAGCAAUGCAAGUUGGACACCUGCGCGAGGCUUAUGAAUGCAUCGCAGAUAUCGGUGUGAAUCUGAUGACAUCCGUUUACGGUGCUCUACAUAGCGAACUGGCCCAAGCUCUUCGUCUUUUGGCCCGUCUUUCCUACAUUCUUGGUGAUCCGACCGAAGCUGUUGCUCAGCAACAUCGAGCCGCCUUGAUGAGUGAGCGCUGUAAUGGAAUCGAUCAUGCGUAUACGAUUAUCGAAUACAUCAAUCUCGCUCACUUUGCGUUCUCAAAUCUUUACAUACCAGCAGCUCUAAGACUGCUAUACCGUGCUCGAUACCUGUUGCUCAUU